AUGCUAUCGCGAACACCUCAAGCCAUCCUGCGCCCCUCCGCAACUCUCCGCAUCUGCCGAAGUCCAAUCCGCGCAGCUUCAUCUCAACUGCGAUCACUGCAAUCCCAAUGCGCACCACAGCAGCAACAGCAACGAAAAGCUCCACCGUCGCUUCAACCGUCUCAUAGAAAGUUCUCCUCAACUCCGACUCCCGCAGACUCAAAAGCCCACUCGAAUAAUGUUGCUGGCGCAGCGGUCCAUGUGAGGGAUCCGUCACCGCUGUCUGAUAGCGAAUAUCACGAGUAUGCGGAGCAUUUCUUUGAAGAACUCCUUACUGAGCUGGAAAGGAUUCAGGAGGAGGGCUCUGAUAUUGAGUCGGAGUAUAGUGCCGGUGUCUUGAAUAUCAUCGUUCCCGGAGUCGGUACCUACGUCCUGAACAAACAACCCCCGAACAAGCAGAUCUGGCUUAGCUCUCCCGUUUCCGGUCCGAAGAGGUACGAUUGGAUCGUGGAGCGGAAUGCAGAUGGGGGCGAUACUCGACUGUGGGUUUAUCUACGGGACGGGUCAGUUUUGACGGACCUCUUGAAUGAGGAGCUGUCAAUAAAUCUGCCCAGGGAUGUGUAUGAAUCGCUGUAA
Molecule: messenger RNA, 615 nt
Organism: Monascus purpureus
Lineage: Eukaryota; Fungi; Ascomycota; Eurotiomycetes; Eurotiales; Aspergillaceae
Source: the annotation of a GenBank genome assembly